AACUUUUGUGACACUAUCAGGGAUGUCUUCCUUAAGUGGGAAUGUACAAACCGUUUUGGGCCUUGUAGAACCAAGCAAACUGGGACGCACCUUGACCCACGAGCAUUUAACAAUGACCUUCGACGAUUUUUACUACCCACCUCCUCCAUGCCAUGAAGCUACCUCCAAGGAACCUAUCAUGCUGAAAAAUUUAUUCUGGAUUCAGAAAAAUCCUUAUUCCCAUCAAGAGAACCUUCGGUUGAAUCAGGAGACGGAAGCCAUUAAGGAAGAACUGUUGUAUUUCAAGGCUAAGGGUGGAGGAGCCUUGGUGGAGAACACGACCACUGGGCUCAGCAGGGACGUGCAAACACUGAAGUGGUUAGCAGAGCAAACUGGAGUCCACAUCAUAGCUGGAGCUGGGUUUUAUGUUGAUGCAACUCAUUCAGCAGCAACCAGGGCCAUGUCAGUGGAGCAGCUUACAGAUAUCCUUAUUAAUGAAAUUCUCCAUGGAGCUGAUGGAACCAGUAUCAAGUGUGGAGUUAUUGGAGAAAUCGGCUGCUCCUGGCCUUUGACGGACAGUGAGAGAAAGGUACUUCAGGCGACAGCUCAUGCCCAGGCUCAGCUUGGCUGUCCUGUCAUCGUCCAUCCUGGAAGGAGCCCAGAUGCACCAUUUCAGAUCAUCCGCAUAUUGCAGGAAGUGGGUGCAGACAUCUCUAAAACAGUUAUGUCCCACCUCGACAGGUCUAUAUUUAAUAAGAAGGAGCUGCUUGAGUUUGCUCAACUUGGCUGCUACUUGGAAUAUGAUCUCUUUGGUACGGAGCUCCUUAAUUACCAGUUCAGCCCAGAUAUCGAUAUGCCUGAUGAUAACAAAAGAAUUAGAAGGGUCCGCUUCCUGGUGGAUGAGGGCUAUGAAAAUCGGAUUCUCAUAGCACAUGACAUACACACGAAGCACCGACUGAUGAAGUAUGGAGGUCACGGCUACUCGCAUAUUCUCACCAACAUUGUUCCUAAGAUGCUUCUUAGAGGAAUAGCCGAGAGAGCAGUUGAUAAGAUCCUCAUAGAAAACCCUAGACAAUGGCUCACGUUUAAGUAGGAUGGCUGUUGAUGAACACAGACCUCAAGGAUAAAAUUUGCAGAGAAUAUUCGGUGACUUCAAAUCUAUCUGAGACUUUAAUCCAAACUACACAAGGCCAAUGACUGAUCACUUUCCUCCUAUAAGAAACUGGGUGAUGCCUUUCCCCCCUUCUCUUUCCUCUCUCUCUCUCUCUCUCUCUCUCUCUCUCUCUCUCUCUCUCUCUCUCUCUCUCUCUCUCUCUCGCUCUCUUUCUCCCCUUCUCUCCCAAUAAAGCUCUAAAAAGUUAAAAAGUUAAAAAAAGAAAGGAAGAAAGAAACUGGGUGACUAUCACAGGGAAAUCUCUGAUUGGGGGCUUACUGGGCUCAAGUAAGUUCUAUUGUUUUACCAAAAAAAAAAAAAAGAAAGAUACAAAAGAGCAUGUCCCCAAACAGUAAUUUAAAGCUGUAUCUCCCAAGAGUCGUUUUUUUCCCCUGACUCUAUCAUCUACACUACUUGAGAAAAAUGAAAGUGUCUCUAGUUAAGUUGCCCCCUUCUGGAGCAAUCUAAUGUUUCUUGUAAUAUUGAUGAUCCUGCUAAUUAUCCUGCUGUUCUUUAAUUAAUGCUUAAUGAAUAAUAUGGCAUUUUAAAAUCACUUUUGCAACAAGGGAAGUUAAAUUUUGAGACUUUUUUUCCCCAAAGGAGACUGCAAUAAAAUUACCAAUUCACAACAAUAAAAAUAUUUUGGAAGGUGAACUGUGUUUUCCAUCUAUCUCUGUAAACUUAUAAUAAAUCAGUUUUGCUGA
Molecule: messenger RNA, 1836 nt
Organism: Peromyscus eremicus (cactus mouse)
Lineage: Eukaryota; Metazoa; Chordata; Mammalia; Rodentia; Cricetidae
Gene: Pter
Product: phosphotriesterase related
Exons: 4
Coding region: 23-1072 (349 amino acids)
Biological process (GO): catabolic process
Molecular function (GO): zinc ion binding; hydrolase activity, acting on ester bonds
Source: RefSeq, a predicted model, not a curated record